Penicillium cosmopolitanum is the source of this 3009-nucleotide messenger RNA. Its product is annotated as DDHD family phospholipase. The transcript has 3 exons. The coding region runs from base 1 to 3009 and encodes 1002 amino acids. Lineage: Eukaryota; Fungi; Ascomycota; Eurotiomycetes; Eurotiales; Aspergillaceae. The record is from RefSeq and is a predicted model, not a curated record. Gene Ontology annotation, cellular component: cytoplasm. Gene Ontology annotation, molecular function: metal ion binding; glycerophospholipase activity.
AUGGCGGGCACCGACCAAAAGUCAUUUCUGGGAACAUUUUCCCCAUGGAAUACCCCCAGGAGCUCAACCCCUCAGCCUGCAGAUAAUAAUCAUAAUUCUGGCUCUGGCUCGGACGUCUUGCAGCGCUCACAAGGCGAAGAUCAUACCGUGACACACCGACACAAGCUAGGCCAGCGCCAUUACCCAUCCGAUUGUCCCCCGUUAAAGGCGAGAUGGUUUUACGCCGUGGAUUCGCCGAAGCGGAAACCAUCUUUGAACGAUGCAAAGAAAUCGGAUCAGAAACCGCUACCCCCGCCGAAGAAAUUCAUUCCUUUCUCGCUGAAGGAUUCGCAAUCGAUUGAAUCUACUUUCCAGAAUCUUAUUGAAGAUGAAAAUACUCGCGAUCAUGGCCACGGUCAGGCGCCACAUGAGGAUGAACAACAACAACGGGCACGAGCUUCCACCAAGGUCGCUGUGAAUGAGGAUUAUUUGUUCGAUGUGGAUGUUGCACAACGGGAGCUGGCCCCUGCCUAUUGGAUUGGACCUGUUUAUGAAGUACGGCGAGGAACGUGGUUCUUUCAGGAUGGGUCGAAUCUGAAGCCCUGCGAAGAAAAUCUAGCAACACAGUUGGAAGAAGGAUAUCUCAAGCUGCGUCCUUGGAGAACGGAUGUGGCAGAGGCCAGCUCCGGAGACCCUGCGACAUCGGCGAAACAUGAUCGAUCUAGUGACCGUGACCGUGACCGUGACCGUGACCGUGACCGUGACCGUGACCGUGACCGUGACCGUGACCGUGACCGUGACCGUGACCGUGACCGUGACCGUGACCGUGACCGUGACCGUGACCGUACGGAUGGCAGUGCAGAUCCACGACCCGGUGUGCCCGGAACACAAACACAGUACUCGGAACCAUCAACAUCAAAGUCAUCUCGUUCACAGGGUACUGGAAAGAUACCCGCUUCUUCCACGAUGGAGUCUCGUCAGUACCGACUUUUCGGGGCCUACAUGAAUAGAAUCGUGGCCUAUCAAGACUCCUCAACGGCUUGGGUCACUACUGAUGACUUCAUGUCCCGUGUUAGCACCACCGUAUAUCAAAAACUCGGCGGUGCCCCAGGCAAUAAAGUAGUGCGUGGCUUAGUCGAGCCCAAACGCUCGAGAGAACCAUCUGAUCUCCGCGAACGAGAUCGAGAUCGAAAGCCCGCCGAUAAAUCCUCCGGCGCUAGAACACCAGAGGUCCCCUCUUCUACUACCUUUACAGAGACUCCAACCACCCAGUCUAGCGGGAAAGACGGAAUAGAAAGGCCAACGGAAGUCGAAUCCCCAGAUAUCAGGCGACCACAGUCAACACUGGAGCGACAAAUGUCGUCUCUAGCAGGUGAGCCGCAAAACCCGGCCGAACUAGAGGAACAAGCUCGUAGACAGGAGGAGCAGGAGAUGGAAGACUUGAGGGAAGUCGAUAGUGAGGAUCGAGAUCGAGAAGUCGAUCAUAUUAUCCUUGUCACUCAUGGUAUUGGUCAACGGCUUGGCUUGCGACUCGAGAGUAUCAACUUCAUACACGAUGUGAAUGUGCUUCGAAAGACACUCAAGACUGUCUAUAAGGCUUCACCGGAUCUUCAGGCGCUGAAUGCAGCAUUUGCGGACCGCGAUGGCAAUUGUCGUGUUCAGGUUCUUCCUGUCUGCUGGCGCCAUCUACUCGAUUUCCCCUACCGUGGAGUCCGACAGAACCGAAAGGAACUCGAUCUGACCGACGCCGACACCGUCGAUGACGACGCAUACCCCAGCCUGGCAGAUAUCACGCUCGAAAGCGUCCCGGCUGUUCGGAACCUGAUAUCCGACCUAGCCAUGGAUGUCCUUCUAUAUCAGAGCGGUUAUUGCGAGCACAUCUCCAAUAUCGUGAAACAAGAGUGCAACAGAAUCAUCGGGCUCUACAAGCAGCGAAAUCCAUCAUUCAACGGCACCGUGAGCCUAUGUGGUCAUUCUCUAGGCAGCGCGAUUCUUUUCGACAUCCUCUGCCACCAAAAUAGCUCCGAGUCUCCCAAGACAAAAUUCACAGCACCAGGUGACGAUCUUGCCGACCAGUGGAAGGAAGAGAAGAGCGAACUGAGCUUUCAAUGUGAGGAGUUCUUUUGCCUAGGUUCUCCAAUCGCGUUAUUCCAAAUGCUCAAGGGGAAAACAAUUGCCGGAUACUCACCUCUUGGAACGAGAAAACGCAAAAGUGCCCUCGACAUCGAAUUUGACGCCAAAGCCACCCGAUCGCUCAACUCUUCUAAGCGCGACUCGCAAAGUCACGCUGGUCGCGGACCCAUUGAUAACUCAGCCAUCAUCUCCGCGCCUCAAUGUCGCGAUCUGUAUAAUAUUUUCCACCCCUCUGACCCGGUUAGUUAUAGACUUGAACCGCUCAUUUCUCCGGCCAUGGCUAGUCUCAAGCCUCAGCCUUUACCUUCUGUCAAGAAGAGUAUAUGGACGCAGUCCGGUCAGAGUCUUUCUAUUAUUGGAUCGCGUAUGGGUCAGAGUGUUGGCAGUCUUUGGAGUAAUUUUACUUCUGGCGUGGCGAGUAGUCUGCUGAAUCGCAGUUUGGGAUUACAUGCGGAUGAGGUUUCUUCUGCUGUUAAUGCGGGCGCGAAUGAUCGCGGUCAUAAAAGGUCGCAGUCUGCUUCGAAUCAGGAUUCUUCUCAGGGUUCUGACCAUCCUCAGACUCUUAUUGAUGGUGAUUUGGAAACUCUUUAUGAUGGGUUUCAGAAGAGUCGGGAUGGUCAGAAGAAGGGCCAGAAUCAUGCUCGGUCUACUUCGGGUAGUGAGAAUGAUUUUGAUUCUGAAGAGCAGGAGCGGAAAUUGAAGUUUGAAGAUGCUAAAGUGCGCGGCUUGAAUUCGAAUGGUCGGGUGGAUUAUAGUAUCCAAGAGGGCGCAUUCGAUAUUUCUCUCAUCGCGAGUAUCGCCAGCCACCUCACAUAUUGGGGAGAUGAGGAUGUCAAUCACUUCAUGCUUUCGCAGAUGUUGUCUCGGGAAUCGCGACAUCGGACUAAGAAGUUGUAA